Molecule: messenger RNA, 137 nt
Organism: Scutellospora calospora
Lineage: Eukaryota; Fungi; Glomeromycota; Glomeromycetes; Diversisporales; Gigasporaceae
Source: the annotation of a GenBank genome assembly
AAAAAGAAAAUAUAGAAAUUCCAUCUGUUGAAAUUCUUGACAACAGUAACAAAGAGAACUUCACAACUGAUAACAUUCAAAUCGAAACUACUAUGGAAAUUAAAAAUACCAACUCUUUGAAGACUCCAAUACUUUAA